This is a messenger RNA of Seminavis robusta, 1262 nucleotides long. NCBI's taxonomy places the organism in Eukaryota, Bacillariophyta, Bacillariophyceae, Naviculales, Naviculaceae. The record is from the annotation of a GenBank genome assembly.
GGAUGCCACCACCUUCUUAUUUGACGCAGGGCGAGCAAUUGUUUCCAGACCUGAGGCGUAGAAAGUACAGUUCAGCUUUGAUGGCUUUCAAUCCUUUAGUUGGCUCUCCAUCGAACCAUUCGAAACAAGGGUUUGUCUCCGUUCAGACGUACUCUGCUGUUUCCUGUCUUUUAGACACUCCUUCUUCGGUUAAAUUGUUGGAUAGCUCUUUGCUACCUUCGCCCGAAGAUCUAUACCCCUUUUUCUUUUUUACUAAGUAAACAAACAAAACUACCAAGAUGCCUCUCUCUGCCGAACGCAAAGCCGAAUACUUCGAGCGCAUGAAGGAGCUCAUGUCAACCUACAACAAGGCAUUCAUUGUAGGUGUGGACAAUGUGGGUUCCAACCAGCUCCAAACGACUCGUAAGACACUCCGUGGCAAGGCGGAAGUCCUCAUGGGCAAGAACACCAUGAUGCGUAAAAUCAUUGCGGAAUACGUUGAAGAGAAUCCCGGAAGUCCCGUCGAAAAACUCUCCGAAGUCUGCCGUGGCAAUGUCGGUUUCGUCUUUACGAAUGACGAUUUGGGUGACAUUCGUACCGUGCUCGAAUCCAACACGCGUCCCGCUCCUGCCAAAGUCGGUUCCUUGGCUCCCAGUAAGGUCGUUGUGCCCAAAGGACCCACUGGAUGUGAUCCCGGUCAAACUGCUUUUUUCCAAACCUUGCAAAUUGCCACCAAGAUUUCGCGUGGUCAAAUUGAAAUGGUGAACGAUACCGACCUCAUUCAAGAGGGAGAAAAGGUGACGGCAUCGCAGGCAGCUCUCUUGCAAAAACUCGGCAUUGAACCCUUUACGUACGGUCUCGUCCUCAAGGCCGUUUACGAUUGCGGAUCCCUCUUUGAUGCCAAGGUGUUGGAUAUCACUGACGAUGUCUUGGCGGCCAAAUUCUGCGAAGCACUCAAUCUCAUUGCCAGUUUGUCGCUGGCUACGGGAAUCCCCACGGAAGCAUCCGUGCCACACAGUUUGGUCAAUGCGUACCGUGCCGUGCUUGCCAUUACCAUUAAUUUGGAAGGCUACUCGUUUGCCAAGGCCGAUGAAGUCAAGGAAUACCUCAAGGAUCCUAGCAAGUUUGUUGGAUCCGGUGGUGGCGGCGGCGGAGGAGGAGGCGGCGGCGGUGGUGGCGGUGCCGCUGAAGCAGCUGCUCCCGAACCCGAGGAAGAAGAAGAAGAGGCCCCUGCGGGAGGUGGCUUGUUUGGUGAUGAUGCCGGCGGCGGUGGUGAUUAUUAG